CGGCAUCCCGCCCGAGUUCCGGCGACGGCUGUGGCUGACGCUGGCGGAGACUCACCUGCAGCAGCGCGGCGUCAACUGGGCGCAGGCGGAGCGCUGCUGCUUCAACGAGUGGAGCAACCCGGACGACGAGGAGCUGGGCGUGCAGAUCGUCAAGGACCUGCACCGCACGGGCUGCUCGCUCUUCUGCGGCGCCGACGCCGAGCGCAACCAGGCGCUGCUCAAGCGCGUGCUGCUGGCGUAUGCGCGCUGGAACAAGGCCGUGGGCUACUGCCAGGGCUUCAACAUGCUCGCCGCCCUCAUCCUGCAGGUGGUGGACCGGCGGGAGGCCGACGCCGUCAAGGUGAUGAUCUACCUGAUCGAGGGCGUGCUGCCGGAGAGCUACUUCGCCAACAACCUGCGCGGGCUGUCGGUGGACAUGGCGGUGUUCCGCGACCUGCUGCGCCUGCGCCUGCCCGCCCUCUCGCGCCAUCUGGAGGCGCUGCAGCACGACGCCCGCGACGCCGCCACCGGCACGAGCUACGAGCCGCCGCUGACCAACGUGUUCACGAUGCAGUGGUUCCUGACGCUCUUCUGCAACUGCCUCCCGCAGCCGGCCGUGCUGCGCGUGUGGGACCUGGUCUUCCUGGAGGGCAGCGAGGUGCUGCUGCGCACGGCCCUCGCCAUCUGGGACGGCCUGGCCGAUCGCAUUCUGGCCGUGGAGAGCGCAGACGAGUUCUACAGCAUCAUGGGAGUGCUCACGCGGGAAAUGCUGGAGUUCGGCCUCAUGGAUACCAACAAUCUCGUCAAGACGAUCGUGGCGGUGGCGCCGUUCCCGUUCCCGGGGCUGCCCGAGCUGCGCGACAAGUACCUGUACAACAUCACGCCGUGGACGCACAGCGUGCAGUCGGCUGCGCGCAGGGGACUGCGCGGCCUCUUCUACAGCGACGACGACGACGACGAGGAGGAGUCGGAGGAGGACGAGGACCGCAUCGCCGUCGCCGCCGCCUACGGCCUCAGCGCCGUAUUUCGCUCCCCGCGCCGCAAGGCUUUUGCGUUGAAUUUGGGAACGACUUUCAACUUGGACGUCAUCGACUCUCUCUCUGUAAAUAUGUUGAGGAGUGAUCAGGAUAAAGCUGAUGACGACGGAAAUGAGAUGGGGAAUAACGAAGAUGAAGCAGGUAAUGUAAUGAGUGACAGAGAAGCCGAGCAAAUGUGA
Molecule: messenger RNA, 1195 nt
Organism: Gryllus bimaculatus (two-spotted cricket)
Lineage: Eukaryota; Metazoa; Arthropoda; Insecta; Orthoptera; Gryllidae
Source: the annotation of a GenBank genome assembly